AUGUGGUUGUGGGGGUCAUUAAUCAUCUUUGCUCUCGAACUCGCACCAGUAAUACUCUUUUCAAAGCGUAACAGUGGCGUCGACGUUCACUCCUCCAACAAUGGGGAAGCAAACGUCGACUACAGUGCUCCUGCAAGUCCUUCUCCUAUUGCAACUGAGUCUUGCUCAGCAUUAGGCAAUUUUGCUGUUGUUCUUCAAACAACUCUGUGGUUUAAACUGUCUCUGAUUGUAACAGUUCUAUUAGCAUUGGCAUACACAAUUUUGUGCAUUCUGGCAUUUGUUAGAAAUACCCAGUUGGAAGAUAAGCUAGUUGAUGGACUGUUUUGGUUGAUUCAAGCAAUAACUCAUGUAACAAUUACAAUAUUGAUUGUCCAUGAGAGGAGAUUCCAAGCUGUUUCUCAUCCUUUGCCGCUUCGAAUUUAUUGUGUUGCAAAUUUCAUCAUCAUUUCUCUGUUCAGUGUUUCCGGGGUCAUUCCUGUAAUCUCUAUAGAAGAACUUGAUUUUGUUUUGAGACUGGAUGAUAUAAUUUCAUUCAUUUCUUUUCUGUUAUCGAUUGUACUCCUUAUGGUUGGCAUAAAAGGAUCAACCGGGAUUACUAUGAGGAGCGAAUCCGAUUCAGUUAUGGAUGUAGAACCUGAAUUAUAUGAACCCCUAUUGAAUGGAUGCAAUGUGGGUGGCUUUGCUAAGUCUUCUAUCAUUUCCAAAGCUUUUUGGCUAUGGAUGAAUCCCUUACUGAGUAAAGGCUAUAAAUCUCCUCUCAUGUCUGAUGAUAUCCCGGCCCUUUCGCCAGAACAUAGAGCUGAAAGAAUGUCUGCACUCUUCAAAUUGAACUGGCCGAAGCCUCAUGAAAAAUCGAAGCACCCUGUUCGAACCACGCUGCUUCGGUGCUUCUGGAGGGAAAUCGCUUUCACUGCCUUCCUUGCAAUUGUGCGUGUUUGUGUCGUGUAUGUUGGGCCUGUUCUUAUUCAGGGUUUUGUUGAUUUCACCUCGGGGAAGGGGAGCUCCCCCUAUGAAGGAUACUACCUUGUUUUCACUCUCCUCAUUGCUAAAUUUGUGGAAGUUUUGACCUCUCACCAAUUCAACUUCAAUUCUCAAAAGCUUGGAAUGCUCAUUCCAUCUGCCCUCAUUACUUCUUUGUACAAGAAGGGCAUGAGGAUGCCAUGUUCGGCUAGACAGGCUCAUGGGGUUGGACAAAUUGUAACUUACAUGGCUGUCGAUGCUCAGCAGCUCUCUGAUAUGAUGCUGCAGCUACAUGCUGUAUGGCUUAUGCCACUGCAAGUUUCUGUUGCCCUAAUACUUCUGUCUCGCUGCCUUGGUACCUCAACAAUUACAGCUCUAGUGGGGCUUGUAGUGGUUAUGUUGUUCGUUUUGAUGGGCACUCGAAGGAAAAACUGGUUCCAACACAAUGUGAUGAAAAACCGGGACUCUAGAAUGAAGGCGCCAAAUGAGAUGCUUAAUUACAUGCGCGUAAUUAAGUUCCAGGCAUGGGAAGAGUACUUCAACAAACGAAUUCAAUCUUUUCGCGAAUCAGAAUUUGGGUGGCUAACCAAGUUCAUGUACUCAAUAUCUAGCAAUAUCAUGUACUCAAUCUUAUAGAACUAUUAAUGUUGGUGUCACGUAGAAUGGUGUGGAGGUAAUACAAUGGAGAAUUUGGAUCAUCUAUAGUGCACUUCCUAUAGUUUAUUAGUUUGUAGUGCUUUUAAAAUAAAAGAGCAAAGUUAAAAACGAGACAUUGGUUUUGUUUUUAUUUAUUUAUGUGGCAUAUUGUUAUUAAAAACACCACAGAUUACAUUAUAGAAAGUGCAUAAUAGAGAUACACUAGAGAGAAUUUAAAUUCUUACAAAUAUAGCCAAUCAAAAUAAAGUUUAAUGUCCUAGCAUAAAGAAACUAACAUUCUUAAAUGUUUCAAUAGCUCAAUCUAACAAAAUCAAAGAUCAAUCUAACAAAAUCAAAGAUCGAAAUUGACAUGUGAAUGUUUUUGUCUUCUAUUGUUUUCCUUUCGUUGUAUCAUGAAUUUGAUUUCCAUGCCCAACAAAAAAACAAAUAUGCCAAUGUCCCCUUCUGCCUCUAAUGGUGCAUUGAGAAUACUAUCACCUCGAGUCAAGACUCGAAACUUUUCUUUGGACGUGAACUACAUUUUCCUGUUGAGGGAAGAUAAGUUUGUUUUCUGUAUUGAAUCUAAUAAAAUGAACGAAACCUAAAUUGAACAUUGUUUCUAUUUUGUUGAAGUAAGAAAGGUUAAAAGAAAGACUGAUUGGGACCUAAAUAUUGAAAAUAAAGCAUGCUAGUCAAUUUCAUAUAUACUGAAGCGGCUAAUUUGUGUCUUUCCUUUCCCAAUAUUAUCAGCUGUAGAUGACAUAGCAACAAGACACUAAGAAUGGCCCAAAAAAAUGUGUAGAUACAAAGCCUGCAAUUUGUAGAAUUUCCAUUUCCAAAAACAAGUCUAAAAAUCACCUCACUGUACAAACAAACAAUUGCUAUGACUCAUGCAUAAGGGAGAGCACUUAACAACAAAAAUUAUGCAUCCAACGAGAAUUUGACAAACUUCAAAAUAUAGAUUAAAAAAAAAGUAGACAACAACAUUAAUAUAGCGAUAACGCAAUCAACAGCAGCUGAUAACGCAGUCACCUUCAACGCUACUUCACCCACCAAACCAAACGUCAAUAAAAAAAAAUUGAAGAUAAUAAGAGCAGAAUAUAAACCAAUAUGCAAUAGCCAAUAUCAAACCACAUCUUUCUUUAUUGAAGUUCAAAGCUAAUUUGUAAAGACAGAUAAUUGAAAUAACAACAUCAACAAUAAGUAAAGCAAUAAAUCCAUUAAAAUGAGGAAACUCAACUAUAACAAUAUAUAUCUGGUAA
Camellia sinensis is the source of this 2858-nucleotide messenger RNA. NCBI's taxonomy places the organism in Eukaryota, Viridiplantae, Streptophyta, Magnoliopsida, Ericales, Theaceae. The record is from RefSeq and is a predicted model, not a curated record.